AUGAAAACACAAUCUCCAAGCUUGGAUGAGGAGGAUUCUUUGUCCGAUAGCCAUCGUCAGGAUAGGAACAUGAACAGUGAUAUCGAAAAAGUCUCCGAUCAUACAGAUGAUGAAGGAAGAACUACAAAGAAAACGAGGAACGGCAAAAAACGUAAAAAAUCAAAUAUGUCUGAAUUGAGUGAUGAUAACGAUGAUUCGGGAGACAAGGAGGAAGCUUCACGAAAAGAAGGAGGAGCAUCCAGAAACAGUGCAGGAUCAUCAACAACAAAUUCUCAAAAGAAAAAACCAACCAGAAGAAUGAUUGAUAAGACAAAAAAGAAAAAAGAAGAGGAAAAAAAAGAUUACGAAGAUGAUGAUGGAGAUGAACAAGAAUAUGAAGUAGAAACAAUACUUCUUUCAAAGAAAAAACAAAACAAGGUCUAUUAUCUUGUGAAAUGGAAGGGAUGGCCAGUUAAGGACAGUACAUGGGAGCCAACUGAGAAUCUCUCAAACAUUUCAAACAUGAUUGAACAGUUUGAGAAACGUGUGGCUCCAACUCUUGAUAAAAAGUACAAACAAGGACAAUCAGAGUUUCUUCCAGAGAAAAUUACAGAUUCUCGAAAAGUUAAAAACAAAACGGAAUAUCUUGUUCAAUGGAAAAAUUAUCCUGUGCAGACAUGGGAACCAGACACCUCUGUAAGACGAAGUCUAAUCACAAAAUACAAGUCAGAAAAUGGAAUUCGUUUCCAAAAGAUCAUUGGCGGAAAGAGUAUUGCAUCAGCCUCUAAGGACCAAAGUAGUGACAGUGAAACACAGGUGGAUAGCGACCCUGAAAUUCCAGAGCCACCUUCUAAAAAACAGAAAAAUCCCUCACCAUCUACGCCUUCUUCACCAAAUACAUCAAGUCGCUCUUCGAAAUCCAAAAACAUACAGACCGUAUCUGAGCAAGAUCUUGCACACAUGGAUUUCAACAUUGCAAGUGUUAAAAAGAAACACAAUUCAUUUCAGGUGUUUGUAAAAGAUAUGAACUCUGGUACGCUCUACGUUGCCGCACUUCAAUCUCUUCGAACUAAUGAAAAACAUUUGCAAAAAUUGGUAGACUACCUACUAAGCAAGAUUGUAUUUGAUAACAAGAAAAAGCAUGAAGAACAUUGA
This is a messenger RNA of Naegleria fowleri, 1134 nucleotides long. RefSeq lists its product as uncharacterized. Gene Ontology annotation, cellular component: pericentric heterochromatin. The record is from RefSeq and is a predicted model, not a curated record. The transcript has a single exon. Gene Ontology annotation, biological process: chromatin organization; negative regulation of transcription by RNA polymerase II. The coding region runs from base 1 to 1134 and encodes 377 amino acids. Lineage: Eukaryota; Heterolobosea; Eutetramitea; Acrasida; Naegleriidae. Gene Ontology annotation, molecular function: chromatin binding.